Monopterus albus (swamp eel) is the source of this 5281-nucleotide messenger RNA. RefSeq names its product polymerase (DNA directed), alpha 1 (gene pola1). Gene Ontology annotation, biological process: leading strand elongation; DNA replication; lagging strand elongation. Gene Ontology annotation, cellular component: alpha DNA polymerase:primase complex. Lineage: Eukaryota; Metazoa; Chordata; Actinopteri; Synbranchiformes; Synbranchidae. The record is from RefSeq and is a predicted model, not a curated record. Gene Ontology annotation, molecular function: DNA replication origin binding; single-stranded DNA binding; chromatin binding.
CAGCGCUGUGAUGUAAGUUCCGGCACAUUACUUUCCCCGGGAAGGUGAAUUGGCGCGGAUAGUGUUGUUGUACUGAGCCGCCGUGGCUGUGUUAAACAACUAUUAGAAGCAUACAUAAAACGGGAAGAACUUAAAGCCGUGAUUUUGGUAUCAGACUCAUAAAACGACAUGGACGAUCCGGACGUUGAUAAUACCUAUGGUUUGGCGAAAACCCGCUCUAAACGGGAGAAGAAGGAAAAGGUGGGGAGGAAGAAUGCACUGGAGCAGCUCAAGAAAGCCAAGAUGGGGGAGAAGAUCAAAUAUGAAGUGGAGGAGUUCACCAGUGUGUAUGAGGAGGUGGAUGAGGAGCAGUACUCAAAGAUAGUACGAGAGAGACAAGAAGAUGACUGGAUUAUUGAUGAUGAUGGAAUAGGAUAUGUGGAGGAUGGGAGAGAAAUCUUUGAUGACGACUUGGAUGAUGAUGUAGUAGAGAACAACAAGGGAAAAGCAAAUGCUAAAGGAGCCAACUCCAAAAAAAAUGUGAAGAAACCUGUCAUAGCCAGGCCCAACACCAUUAAGAGCCUAUUCAUGAACAGUAAUGUCAAGAGGCCUGCUGAGAAAGAUGUGGACCUGUCCAAAGAUGACCUAUUAGGAGAUAUCCUGCAGGAUUUGCACUCAGAGAAACUGCCCUUUCUGGCUCCUCCGCCAGUGGUUACUCUGAAGAAAAAGAAGUCUCUUGGAUCACCUAUGAAUCCUUUUUCUGUUAAAGCUCCGGUGCCAAAGGAGUCACCCUCAGCAACAGGGUUGAAGGCCAGAGUUAUCAAGCCACCACCUUUGGACCCACCCUGCCCUCCUCCCUCCACACCUGCGGUUCCCAAGGAGAAGAAGAAGGAAGAAGUGGACGAGCUGGAUGAAGAGGAGGUGGAUAAUGCGGUGUAUGAUGGGGUGGACUUUGAUGAGCCGAUGGAGGUUGGGCUAGAGGAGAAGACUACAGUUGCAGAGGCUGCUGAGCCUGAAUCUAAAGCCGCACCAGUGCUUACAAUGGAGCCCAAAGCAAAGCCUCAGGAUGCUGUCGUCUUGUCCAGUUGGAUCGGAAGCUCUUGGGGACAAGAGGAGACAGGUGAAGUCAGUGAGACUCCAGCAGAGGUACAGGUGGAUUCCAGCCAACUCCCACUGGUGGAGGGGGCAGACGGAGAGCAGGUUUUCAGAUUCUAUUGGUUGGAUGCUUUUGAAGACCCUUAUAACCAACCAGGUGUGGUGUACCUGUUUGGAAAAGUGUGGAUUGACUCUGCAAAGUCUUAUGUCAGCUGCUGCGUUACUGUCAGGAACAUUGAGCGGACUAUGUACUUCCUACCUCACGAAUAUAAAGUCAACCCCAAGACUGGAGAGGUGUCAGACACUCCUGUAGGAAUUAUGGACGUCUACCAAGAGUUCAGCGAGCUCUCUGAGAAGUUCAGGAUCAUGAAGUUCAAGUCCAAGAAAGUGGAGAAAAACUAUGCUUUUGAGAUUCCUGACGUGCCCAGUCAGUGCGAGUAUCUGGAAGUCAGAUAUUCUGCUGAAUUCCCUGCGCUGCCGUCUGAUCUUAAGGGGGUGACCUUCUCUCACAUUUUUGGAACCAACACUUCAAGUCUGGAGCACUUUCUCCUCAGCAGAGGGCCGUGCUGGCUGGACAUCCAGACCCCACAGCUGAUCAGCCAGGCAGUCAGCUGGUGUAAGGUGGAGGCUCUGGCCCUGAGGAUGGACCUGGUCACUGUGGUCAAGGAUCUGCCCCCUCCACCUCUCAGCGUCAUGUCCAUCAGCCUCAAGACUGUCCAGAACCCCAAGACCCAUCACAACGAGAUUGUGUCCCUGGCUGCACUCAUCCACUUCCAGUUCCCUGUGGAUAAAGCUCCACCUCAACCUCCAUACCAAAACCACUUCUGUGUGGUCAGUAAACCAGCUGACUGUAUCUUCCCAUAUGACUUCCAAGACGCCGUGAGAAAGAAGAAUGGGAAGGUGGAGAUUGCUGCUACAGAGCGGACUCUGCUCGGCUUCUUCUUGGCCAAGAUGCACAAGAUUGACCCAGAUGUGCUAGUGGGUCAUGACAUCUUUGGUUUUGAUCUGGAAGUGCUUCUGCAGCGGAUCAACACGUGCAAGGUUCCACACUGGUCUAAGAUUGGACGCCUCAGGAGGGCCAACAUGCCCAAAUUAGGGGGUCGCGGUGCCUUUGCAGAGAAGAGUGCAACCUGUGGCCGCCUCGUGUGUGAUGUGGAGAUCUCAGCCAAGGAGUUGAUCCGCUGCAAAAGUUACAGUCUGACUGAACUGGCUACACAGGUGCUGAAGAUGGAGAGAGUCACAGUCCCUCAGGAAGACAUCAAAAAUCUCUAUAGUGACUCUACUAACCUGCUCUGCAUGUUGGAGUUGACAUGGACAGAUGCCAAGCUGAUCCUCCAGAUAAUGUGUGAGCUCAAUGUGUUGCCCCUGGCCCUGCAGAUCACCAACAUUGCCGGCAACGUCAUGUCCCGUACUCUGAUGGGCGGUCGCUCUGAAAGGAAUGAGUUUCUGUUGCUUCAUGCCUUCCAUGACAAAAACUACAUCGUCCCUGACAAGCCCUCCUUCAGAAAAGCCCAGCUCGAGAUGAUUGAUGGGGAAGAAGACUUGGAUGCAGGGAAAGGCAAGCGCAAGAAGAAGGCAGCCUAUGCUGGAGGUUUAGUGCUGGAUCCUAAAGUUGGUUUCUACGAUAAGUUUAUUUUGCUGCUUGACUUCAACAGUCUGUAUCCAUCAAUCAUCCAGGAGUUCAACAUCUGCUUCACCACUGUGCAGAGGGAAGCUCACACCACACAGAAGAAGACUGAGGAGGAUGAGCCAGAGGAGAUUCCAGAGAUUCCAGAUUCCAACCUGGAAAUGGGAAUCCUGCCCAAGGAAAUCAGGAAGCUGGUUGAGCGGCGAAGACAGGUCAAACAGCUGAUGAAACAGCAAGACCUCAACCCCGAUCUCUACCUGCAGUACGACAUCCGUCAGAAGGCUCUGAAGCUGACUGCUAACAGUAUGUAUGGCUGCCUGGGAUUCAGCUACAGUCGCUUCUAUGCCAAGCCACUCGCAGCACUGGUCACACACAAGGGUAGAGAGAUUCUGAUGCACACCAAAGACUUGGUUCAGAAGAUGAAUCUGGACGUCAUCUACGGAGAUACUGACUCCAUUAUGAUCAACACCAACAGCAGGUCUCUGGAGGAAGUUAUCAAGCUUGGUAAUAAGGUGAAGGCAGAAGUCAAUAAACUCUACAAACUGCUAGAGAUCGACAUUGAUGGGGUGUUCAAGUCUCUUUUACUGCUGAAGAAAAAGAAAUAUGCAGCCCUGGUGGUGGAGAAUCACGGCGAAGGACGAUACAGUGUCAAGCAAGAGCUCAAAGGAUUGGACAUUGUCCGCAGAGAUUGGUGUGGCCUGGCAAAGGAGUGUGGCAACUAUGUCAUUGGUCAGAUCUUGUCGGACCAGAGCCGUGAUGUAAUUGUGGAGAACAUCCAGAAACACCUGGUGGAAGUUGGAGAGAAGGUGGCAAAUGGAGCGGUCCCCCUCAACCAGUACGAGAUACACAAGGCACUGACAAAGGAUCCUCAGGACUAUCCAGACAAGAAGAGCCUCCCUCAUGUCCAUGUGGCGUUAUGGAUCAACUCCCAGGGUGGUCAUCGGGUCAAAGCUGGAGACACAGUUUCUUACAUCAUCUGCAAGGAUGGCUCCACAUUGCCAGCCAGUCAGAGAGCCUAUGCUUUAGAGCAGCUUCAGAAGCAGGAGGGUCUCAGUCUGGACACUCAGUACUACCUGGCCCAGCAGAUCCACCCUGUCGUGUCUCGCAUCUGUGACCCUAUCGAGGGCAUUGACAGCAUACUCAUAGCCACGUGGCUCGGCCUAGACCCCAGUCAGUUCAGGGCUCACCAGCAGCACCAGAGGGAGGAAGAGGCUGACAGUAUGCUGGGAGCUCCGGCCCAGCUGACCGACGAGGAGCGCUAUAAAGACUGUGAGAGGUUCACUUUCACCUGCCCACAGUGUGGUACUGACAACGUCUACGACAGCGUCUUCAAAGUAGACGAAUCAUUUGUGGCGCCCAGCUUGAGCCGAUGCUGUAACGUGACUUGUGGAAGCAGCCCCAUCAGCCACACCAUUAAGAUCAGCAAUAAACUUGUGCUUGACAUCCGUCGCCACAUCAAGAAAUACUACUCUGGCUGGUUGGUUUGUGAGGACCAGGCCUGUCAGAACAGGACAAGACGUUUGCCCAUUGCCUUUUCCAGACACGGACCCAUCUGCCCUGCCUGCACCAGGGCAACUCUCAGACCAGAGUACUCCGAGAAGGCCCUGUACAACCAGCUCUGCUUCUACAGGUUCAUCUUUGACUGGGACUACACACUAGCCAAACUGUCACAGGCUGAUAGGAGAAAAAUUUCAAACAAAGAACAGGACAUGUACCGGGACAUGUACCGGAAGCUGAUGCACGUCCCAGAGAAAGUCUUGGCCACCAGUGGCUACUCGGAGAUUAACCUGGCCAAACUUUUCCAGGCCUUCUCCUCCUUCAAGUAAAGCAGCACAUGUGUAAAGACAUCACCACCACCAGGAGGCUUCAGCAUCGGACUCAAAGCUGGAGAUUUGCACAUUCAACCCUGUCUGAACCAGAUUUUAGGCAUUGACCUCUUAACCUUCAUAUCAUCUUCUCUGAGCCUAACGGGCUUGUUGUAUGUGUUAAAACCCAAUCCGUGCCUUUCUCCUGCUCCCAUUUCUUCACAUAGAUGCUCUGUGCAGACACAUGAUGUGGCCCCCUUCACCCUGUAGCAAUCGUACCUAAAUGGCAGUUUAUAGUGUGUGUGUGGAGGCUUGCUGGGCCCAGAUGUGUGAAAAAAGUGACUUGUGCUCAGAGCAGAUAGUAUACUCCAAAAGACGCUAAUUAGCCAUUGAUGGUGACCCCGGCUACUAACACCACUGAACGCCUGCGGUGAUCGGACACUCGUUCUGAUUACCACCAUUCAUCCCAAGUGUGUGUCAGAUCAGAGGAUGGACAUAAGGACGAUGCAGGGAGGCAUUUUGUCUCUGUUGAACAGCUGAUCAUCAUCACCACCACCUCUGGUUAACUGUCAUUUCGUUGCUUUCACUCCUUUUUCUCUCCUUUUUAUGUAGAUUGAUUAAAUGUAUGUGACCUUCUGUGUCUGAGUUGUAUCACUCAGGAGGGGUUUUGUCACACCUAGAAUAAUUCAUGCUGGGUGUUUUGAUGUUAAUGACGAUCCUUUUGAUACUGGAACCUUAAUAAAAAGAUAAAUGGAUAAGAUGUGAAUCAUGUAUU